CCGGCCCGCUGGCAACAGCCGGUAAAAUGGCGGCGGCGCAUCAGUCCUAUUGGCGCCUGGCGAACCUGGGCAUCCCUCCUCACCCCCAGCGCUACCAGGCGCUGCUCGACGAGUCGGAACCCUUUCAGCUCGUGUUGAAGAUUUUGGAGGGGUUACCUUUCAGAGCGAGUUUGUUGGAGGGAGUGGCGAAUGUACAGUGUCAGCUGCGACUGAGCCUCUUUGAUACAACAUACUCCCAUUUCUUUGGCAGAACGUGGAAGAGUUCUCCACAGCCCAUAAAACAUACCCACGGUCAGCCAGCAAAAGUAUCAUUUAACCAGGCUGUUUAUUUCCAUAUUUCCCUAAACUGUACUCACAUUGCGAUAAUUGUGGAGGUGGUGGCUAUCGCAAAGAAACAUGAAGGAAAUGAACAGAUCCUCUCGUGUGGGUUUGGAAUUCUUCAAUUACCGAACAGGCAGAAGCUUGCAUCAGAGGCCGAUAAAUCUAAAAAAGUUAAAAGGUUGAAUCUCUAUCAUGGCACUCCAAGAGCAUUGCUGCAUCCAGUGUCGGAGGACUCUACGGAGAGGAGUAAAUUUAUGACAUUGAUUGAAGGCAGCGCCGUCUUUUACACGCUAUUGACUCAUCCUCCCCUGAUGGAAGUUCGUCACCUCAUCCCAGAAAACCUAUUAAUCUCAGGGUCAGAUACCAUCCCUGGUUUGGCUGCAAGUACUGGGCAAACAAGUGACGCUCUGAGGAAACCUAAUUUGCUGAAGACUGUAACCUGCUUCUUGGAUAAGCUGUCGCUUCAGUUAUACCCAACAGUGGAAAAAUUUGAAGAGGAGCUGGUGGAAUUGCUUAAUGCAGACCGGCUGCUUAAGAAUGACCAAAUUACUGAUGGAAGUACUGUUGUUAUUCAAGAACGAAGGCUGCAUGUUGGGGUACACAAUGGCUUGUGUUACGUCCAGAAGCCACAGGUGGUGGUUUUGAUACCAGCGACAAUGCAACGGAAAUCUGGGGCCAUCUCUAAAAAUUUGCUGAAGAAAUCUCUGAUUCUCAGAAGUCGCAUCCAGCUGACCGAAAUGGUUAAACAUGAAUUCUUUGGUAUACUUUUCCACUUGGAGUAUGUGUUCCACACCUCCACAGGACUAAGAAAGGUAUCUAGCAUGUCAUUGGAAAACACUGCAUAUAUGCAAACACUGAGGUGGGCGGUUUGGAAUCCAUUCUUGGGACCCAACAGCAACUCUGAUAUAACAGUAUCACUUCAUGGUGGACCCUCACCCAACCCAUGCAAUUUGCUGGUUUACAAAACUCCCUCCACGGAGAUGAGUUCAGAUGAGGUGAAACAGGUUGAAUCGGGUACCAUCACCUUCCAUUUCUCAUGUCGUGCAGAUCGGCAUUUGAGCACGAGUCCUGAGCAACCAGCGAAUACACCUGAUAAAAAACCCCAGUUGUCCUCUUCAUCCUUGUGGAAAACCUCAGAUUCUUCCGGGCCUCAACACGGGACAGGGGAAGCUCUGCAAAGAGGAAGCAUCAUUUAUAUGGACUCAAAUGCUGUUCUGAAUGCCCAGACAUUGGAGCAAUUGCAUGAAUUGCCUUUCACAUCAAUGCAGGCACCAAUCAUGGCCAUGGGAACAGAGGUUGGAGGGACAACUACUGUGACUUCAAGGGCAUCUUUGGCACAAAUGCAGGCAUUUGGCUUUCCUGAGAUCCGAGAUGAUAAAAAUGAACUGGCAGUGGUAAUUGAUUCAGAAAAGCUACCAAGCAUGAAUCUACGGAUGGAAGAAGAAGAUCAUCUUCAGUGCAACGAGAUAAUUCUGCAAUUCCUGGCUUACAGCAGGGUACCUCGGGAAAGUGAUCAUCCAAGAUCAGUCUACUUCACCUUACAGUUUUAUCGCUUUCCACCAGUUACAACCCAACAGCUGCAACUUGUGAAGAUGAAAAAAAAGGGACCUAAAAGUUCCAUGCAUUUCAUCCUGGUACCACUAAAUAAAAAUGGCAUUGGUAAUAUAGAUUCCCCAGGGUUGGAGCUGAAAUUUAUGGUGGAGCCCAGUCUCAUGAAGGAUGGAGAACAGCGGUGGUUUAUGCAGUACCUGGCCUUGCAGACACUGCAGAUUGAUGUCUGGGAUGCAGAGUCUUUGCUUUUGAUUGGCACUGCUUCUGUUGACCUGAAGCAUUUGCUACGUCACGGUCUUUCUGCAGUCCAGGUGUCCCAUGAACUGGAGGUGGUAAACACAGACUAUGCCCCAGAUGUACCGAUGUCCAUAUCUGAUUUCACAAAUCAUGGUGCCGUUAAGCCUUAUGGAGUGACAACAGUAAUAAAAGGAAGGCUACAUCUGCGCCUAGGAAACGUUGGUCACCGGAGUGAGCAGAGAGUGAAGAGACCUUUUCCUACUCUUCAGUCCAAGAUCAUUUCUGCCCAUGACAAUACCAGCAAGUUUUACGGAGGAAGUUUGACUACUCUAACUGUAGGGAACGUAAAUGGUUACAAGGUGUACAGAGCACAGCGUUUGGUGGACCUAGAUGGUGAGCUGGCCUCAGUCCUUUUUUCCAGAGCAAGGAUCAACAGUGUUGGGCAGAUGCAAUCAGACAGCGACGGAGAGAUCAUUCGCAAACGGAAGCUGAGCCGGAUGAUAGCUGUUCGACAGCAAGAGUCUGGCACUGAUCUUCCAUCAAAGAGUCACAUUCUGGUAAAACGUGAAUAGAUGAUGCCUCAUGAGCGAGACCUGCAGGUCAUAGAAGCAUAUCGCGAGCAACUCAAAGCACAGAGCAUCAACAAGAUGUUAUCCCUGGCCAUUACCACACAGUUCACAUUGUACUCUACACUUGGGAAUGCUGAAUUUUUUGAAUUUACUCUGAAAAAUCCUUACAGUGUUCAGCAUACUGUAACAGUUGAGUGUGAACAUCCAGAACUCAGUGUCAUUGUGAACAGCAGAGAAUGGAAGUACUUCAAGAACCUGAGCAAAGUACAGACCCCUUUGGAAGAGGAUAUGUUCCACAUUGACGGAGGUGUGCAGUUCCCACAAAUCUACCUACGGCCCAAAGAGACUGUCUAUAUCCCAUUUAAAUAUCAAACCUUCAGCGUUGAUCAUUCUGUUGCCCCACAGGGUCCAUCUGAUGGGGGUCUUGCUAGAAAGAACCUGACUAAUCGGGAACAGCCCCACACACCCAAGAAGAUUGAAGUAUAUUUUAAAAUAGAAGAUAAGAAGCCAAUUGCUAUCCUCCACGUGAGUGUUGAGGCUCAGCCUUAUGUGAUUGAUCAGACAUUCCGCUUUUACCAUCCCGAGCUUACAUUUUUGAAGAAGUCUAUCCGCCUCCCACCAUUUCAGUUUCUGACAGAUAUGAAGGUGAAGGAAUCACAAGCCGAGUUUCAAAUAUAUGUCCGUUGCACCGAUUUAAACGUCAUUUGUAACAUAAAGAAAAUGGCUCCCAAUGAGCCCCAAGAUAUUUUCUUGAAAGUGGCAUGUGGACCCACUCCAGAGAUCAAGAAGUUUUUUGUCCUGAUUUACAUGGACCCCUGGCUGGCCAUGCCUAUCCAGGUAUGGCAGUUCUAUGUACAGUCACUCCAGCGGGUAGAUGUCAACUGUGUGGUGGGCCAGCUAGCCCAAUUGUCACUGGUGUUGCGAGGCACACAAUCUGCCAGAAAGGUGGCUGCCUACACCUCAGACCCUGAAGAGAUUCAGAUUACGCCAUCAGAUGUCUUUACACUUCCACCACAUGUGGUCAAAGAUCUGCAUCUUCGCAUCCGGCCUCAGAUAGAAGGAGAGAGAUGCAUCUAUCUGAAUGUGGUAGAUGUAGAUUUCCGUCAGCUGGUGGCUUCUUGGCUUGUGUGCUUAACCUGUAAACAACCCACCAUCUGUAAGGCCUUUGAGAUCUCUAUUUCUGUCGAGGAAGGGAAAGGUAUCAACAAGCGGAUCAAUUACACCAAUCCCUACCCAACAAAACGAUUGUACUUCCUGCGAACCAAUCGCGCUGAUUUACUCCUGUUCAAAGAAGAUUCUUUUGAGCUUGAAGGUGGUGAAACCUACCACAUAGGCCUACGGUUUGCACCAGUCCUGAAUACUGGGGAGGAGGAAAUCCUGGUUUUCAUUAAUGAUCAGGCAGAAAACAAUGAAGAAACUUAUUGUGUGAAAGUAACAUACCAAUAAAAUCAUUCUUGAAUGCCAGAUGCACCGGAGUGUGUGAAGUUACUUCAUUUAAAGAAAGAUACAACCCUCCGCCAUCAACCUGUGGAAGGAUCGUCACUGCUGGAGCUCAUGUGCACAUGCCAGUCUGUCAAUGAAAUCACUUGGACAAGAUUUGACGGCUGCACCAGCAGGAAAGCUUUCAGUUCCGUUUUAAACUGCAACAAAGUGACUGCUACUUGUCAGGCUGGUACUCUGCUUCAUACUGCAUAAAAUGAUUGCCAAAUCAUGGGAUUGUAUCACUCGAUUCAUACUUUGCUCUCUCAAUCCAAACUGUUUUGUUGCCAAAAUGUAACUCUCGUCUCUAAUGUGGUACUGGUUGUAGAUAAUAGAAGAGGUCCAAGCAUCACUCAUAAAUAUAAUUACUUGCUUUAGUUUCCAUAACAUGGUUCCUCUCUGUCAGCUGAAAGCCUUAUCUUUAUUUUCAUUAACUCAAAGUCCUCCUGCUCCAACAGACUUCUCGCCAAUCUUCCAAGCUGCAUCCUGGACUAUCUCCAAUUCAUCGAGUGUGCAGCUGCCCAACUCUUUUGCAAUGUCCCAUUCACUCAGCAGUGCUUUUCUUCAACAGCCAUUGGCAAUAGUUCAAAUCAAAUGAACAUUACAAUUUUGGUUAUCCUUUUAAAAUCUCUCCGUGAAUUAUAGUAAUUGACCUUUUCAAUGUUAUGACCUUAUGACCCACAUGAUGUACUGUUAACUUUCACGUGUGUCCUUAUGUGACAUUA
Messenger RNA from Leucoraja erinaceus (little skate), 4882 nucleotides. It is a transcript of the gene nphp4, whose product is annotated as nephronophthisis 4. The transcript is spliced from 28 exons. Gene Ontology annotation, cellular component: ciliary transition zone; ciliary base; non-motile cilium. The record is from RefSeq and is a predicted model, not a curated record. Gene Ontology annotation, biological process: protein localization to ciliary transition zone; negative regulation of canonical Wnt signaling pathway. Lineage: Eukaryota; Metazoa; Chordata; Chondrichthyes; Rajiformes; Rajidae.